Messenger RNA from Punica granatum (pomegranate), 1674 nucleotides. NCBI's taxonomy places the organism in Eukaryota, Viridiplantae, Streptophyta, Magnoliopsida, Myrtales, Lythraceae. The record is from RefSeq and is a predicted model, not a curated record.
AUGCUUGGUGCUCUAAACUUGAGUGCUAACCAGAAUGCGGUAGACGGCGAUCAAGCACAGCGAGCUUUUCCUCGUGAGCUACCCAUUGUUCAACGUGUUCCCCGUAGGAUCCAAUAUUAUGAAGAUUCAGACGAGGAGAGUGGAGUUGCAUACGAUCGAUUUGUUCAUCAACGAAGGAAUCAAAGAAAUUGCCAUGAUGCUGGAGACUUUCGUUUGAAGGCCGAAAUUCCCGUUUUUAACGGAUGCUUAAACAUCGAGGAAUUCUUGGAUUGGCUUUCAGAAGUCGACCGGUUCUUCGAAUACGCCGAGGUUCCCGAGGAGAAGCGUGUGAAGCUGGUGGCAUACCGAUUGAAGGGAGGAACAUCUACUUGGUGGGAUUUAUUGUUCAUGAAGUACCAGAGGUGUGUGCAAGGGUCGAGGUCCAUCCAUGAUUACACGGUGGAAUUCUUAAGGUUGGCGGAGCGUAAUGCACUAAACGAGUCAGAGAGCCAACAAGUUGCCCAAUAUAUGGAAGGUUUAAAGCCAACUAUUCGGGGACAAGAUUGGCAUGCAGAUGAAUCAUCACAAGCCUCUGCAGAAAGAAGCCAAGCUACGAAACAACCCGAAUUAAACAAGCAAGGUCAAGGAAAUUUCGAUAAAUCAGUUAGCAAAAAGUUGGUGACCGAGACUGAAGUUUCGAGGAACCAAAAUUCUCUUGCCAAGCAAUUCAGAGCAAAGUGCUUCAAGUGCAACCAGCCGGGUCAUCGAUUGAGUGAUUGUCCUCGGCGAAAGGCUAUUGCUUUGGUGGAGCAUGAGGAAGAUGUUGAAGAUGUGUUUUGCGAUCCUGAGGAAAAGGAAGAGGAAGAGGAAGAAUACGGUGGUGAUGAUGAUUAUGAGCAGACAUACAUGGUUCGGAAGUUGAUGCUCGCACUAAGCAAGAAGACCAAUCCCAGAGAAACAAGCUAUUUUUAUGACACUGAUGCAAAACACCAUGGCAAAGAGAAUAUAUAUCAGCUCAUAAAGGAAGGGGUACGCUACACCCUAGUACCCUUAUCCGAAAAACCUAAGCCCAAAGUUGUCCCAAAAGUGGAGAGUAAAGCGUUUUUGAUAGAGACUCAUUUGGAGUGGGAGAUUGAAGUUGAUUUUAAAGAGUCAAAGGAAUUGCAUGUGCUGAUUGUGAAGGAUUUACCAUCGCAGAAGCAAAUCGUGGAGGUGCCACAAGAAGUGAAGCCCCUACUUGCAGAAUUUGAAGAGAUUAUCCCUGAGGAGUUGCCAGAUAGGUUGCCUCCAAUGAGAGAUAUUCAGCACCAAAUCGACUUGAUACUCGGAGCAAGCUUACCUAUUUUGCCCCAUUAUCGCAUGAGUCCACACGAGAGUGCAAUACUCCAGGAGAAAGUAGAGGAACUGCUAAGAAAAGGUCAUAUUCGGGAGAGUUUGAGUCCAAGUGCCGUGCCUGCAUUAUUGACUCCGAAGAAAGAUGGGAGCUGGCAUAUGUGUGUCGAUAGCAAGGCCAUUAACAAGAUUACGAUGGGAUACAAGUUUCCCAUUCCAAGGCUUGAUGAUAUGCUGGAUCAAUUACACGGGGCGGUGGUGUUCUUCAAGAUUGACCUUCGGAGUGGAUACCACCAGAUUCGAAUUCGUCCAGGAGAUGAGUGGAAGAUUACAUUUAAAAUUAGAGAUGGGCUUUAUGAGUGA